Molecule: messenger RNA, 2610 nt
Organism: Penicillium soppii
Lineage: Eukaryota; Fungi; Ascomycota; Eurotiomycetes; Eurotiales; Aspergillaceae
Gene: farA
Product: CeGAL family transcription factor
Exons: 5
Coding region: 1-2610 (869 amino acids)
Biological process (GO): DNA-templated transcription
Molecular function (GO): zinc ion binding; DNA binding
Source: RefSeq, a predicted model, not a curated record
AUGCUGACUUUUUAUUUAAUCUCAGACAACGUGCAUCACGCGCGUGUGAGACAUGUCAUGCUCGUAAGUCUAGGCGUGCCCUGCACCAAUUGUGUCGCUUUCUCCAUCGAAUGCAAGAUCCCCUCGCCGAAACGAAAGAAGACAAACCAGAGCAAAAGCAAGGAUGAUACCCGGUACGACGAUAGUCCUCCCCAAAGCGCCUCAUCGCUAGUCGACGCUGCGGUCGCCCACUUCCGGCCCGACACGGACGAACAAGCCGAUCCUCGAUCCGGCUCUAUCUCUGCGCCCAGGGAACAUGAACACGGAUCCGAGUCCGAUGAGAAGAACAAUGCCUUCGGGUACCGAAAUAACCGCAUGGGGGUUGAAGGCAUGCCCAAAACAGCCCUCUCCGAGGCCGAGGCCGCCCAACAAGCUUCGGUCAAUAAUGCCUAUGCUCAAUUUAUGAAGCCCAAGUUUGCUCGAGCUCCGAUUAAAGAGGCUGGCCGGGUCGCUUAUCUGGGCGAGUCUUCAAAUCUGUCCCUUCUGGUUCAAGAUCGCCAUGGAACAACGGAUGUCGUGCACUACCCUCUCCCACCGAAUAUCAGAGGAUCCCGUGCCCGCCUGACAGACUUGGAUAACUUGGAGAUCGAUAUUCUGCACCAACGUGGCGCGUUCUUGCUCCCGCCAAAACCACUUUGUGAUGAAUUGGUCGAGGCUUAUUUCAAAUGGGUGGCCCCGGUGGUACCGAUCAUCAACAAGAGUCGCUUCAUGCGUCACUACCGUGACCCUAAGAACCCGCCCUCGCUGCUAUUGUUGCAGGCGAUUCUGCUGGCAGGAUCGAGAGUCUGCACGAAUCCACAACUCAUGGAUGCUAAUGGCUCGACAACACCCGCUGCCAUGACUUUCUACAAGCGUGCCAAAGCGUUGUAUGAUGCUAAUUAUGAGGAUGAUCGAGUCACUAUUGUGCAGGCAUUAGUACUUCUGGGUUGGUAUUGGGAAGGACCUGAAGAUGUUACCAAGAAUGUGUUCUAUUGGACAAGGGUUGCGAUGGUUGUCGCUCAGGGCUCUGGAAUGCACCGCAGUGUUGAAAUGUCCCAGUUGAACAAACCUGACAAGAGGCUGUGGAAGAGAAUUUGGUGGACCUUGUUCACCAGGGACCGUUCUGUGGCCGUCGCAUUGGGACGACCAAUUGGAAUCAAUACAGACGACUCUGAUGUUGAGAUGGUGACCGAGGACGACUUCAUCGAGGAUGAGCUCGAUACCCCUGCUGAGUAUCCGGCAGAUCCAGUCCAUGUCCAGUUCUUCCUGCAGUAUGUCAAGUUGUGUGAGAUCAUGGGGUUGGUACUGUCGCAGCAGUACUCUGUAGCUUCCAAGUCCCGACGCAUGAACGCAAUGGACCUCACCCACUCCGACAUGGCCUUGGCCGAUUGGCUGCAGAACUGUCCCAAAGAAGUAUGCUGGCAACGUUCUCGGCAUCACUUUUGGGCAGCUCUCUUACAUUCGAACUAUUACACUACGCUCUGCCUUCUGCACCGAGCCCAUAUGCCGCCUGCCUCGUCCGCGCCCAAUAAUUACAGAGUGGAAGAAAUGGCCUACCCUUCACGUACAAUCGCCUUUCAGGCUGCAGGCAUGAUCACUUCCAUUGUCGAAAACCUGCAGGCGCAUGGCGAGAUCCGGUAUACGCCUGCCUUCAUUGUCUACAGCUUGUUCUCCGCAUUGAUCAUGCAUGUGUAUCAAAUGCGUUCGUCGGUCCCUUCCAUCGUCGCCACAUGCCAAGAGAGAAUCAACGUGUGUAUGCUAGCCCUUAAGGAUGUAUCAAAGGUCUGGCUAGUCGCCAAGAUGGUGAACACCUUAUUCGAGUCGAUUCUCGGAAACAAAGUGCUGGAAGAGCGACUUCAGAAGGCCGCCGGGCGGAGACACCAACGCACGCGACAUGGCGAGGGCGCUGCUCCCAGGAGGCCCGAGCCACCAAAGCGCAAGUUUGAUGACAUGGACCUCGGCGUGCCAAACGGCGGCCCUACUCCACCCGUCUCAUACGAGCGGAACGGCAACUCGCGCGCCAACACCCGGCCCACGACCCCCUUCAAUGGCCAAUUCUCUCUCCCCGCCACACCCCCAGACUUCUUCCUCGUGACCCGCACCUCACCCAAUCUCUCCCCCUCCCUCUGGGAGAAUUUCCAGCCCGACCAGCUAUUCCCAGACGGUACAGCCUUCUUCCCGGAAUUAACCUCGCCCCAACCACCGGCAUCCGUGGAUCCAAACCUGCAGCUUCCACCGCAAAUGCCCAGCAUGCCGCCCCGUCCUCCAAUGAUGAACAACCAGCCCGUCCACGGCCGAACCAUGUCCGUUUCACAGGGCAGUCCGCCCAUGAUGCCUGGUAUCCCGGGGGCCAUGGGUAUGCAGCCUCAGCCUCCGCCACAUAUGUUCAUGGAGGGCCAACACCAGCAUUGGCCACCUAUGCAGGGUCUUGAUGGGACGAUGAGUGGUGCCGCUAUGGAUGCUGCUAGUCAAGACAAUGAUACUUGGAGUAGUAGUUCUCGUAGUGGGCCUACUGCACCGACUACAUUGAAUGUCGAAGAUUGGUUCCAGUUCUUUGGUAUCAAUGGUGGUUUUGGUGAUUUGGCUACUUGA